Messenger RNA from Penaeus monodon (black tiger shrimp), 676 nucleotides. Its product is annotated as potassium channel subfamily U member 1-like. The record is from RefSeq and is a predicted model, not a curated record. Gene Ontology annotation, cellular component: membrane. Lineage: Eukaryota; Metazoa; Arthropoda; Malacostraca; Decapoda; Penaeidae. The transcript has 6 exons. Gene Ontology annotation, biological process: potassium ion transport. The coding region runs from base 1 to 657 and encodes 218 amino acids.
AUGACCGUAUUGCGCAACAAGUUUAGUGUCUAUGCAUAUUGUGUUUUGUGGCCACCUGAACACACAGAAGAUCCGUAUUUUAUAAAACAAGGAUUAAAAAGGAUGCUGACCUGGUCUUUUCUGGGGGAUUGUACUCCGUGGGGUGAACUGCGAAUCACCACUCAAAGGCUUGCAUCCUGUCCAAGGCCUGGUUCAAGAUGGUCGAGAACUUGCUGCAGAUUUGAACUUAUCAUUUCCUUUCCGAUCCAUAAAGCACGUGCCUGCAUUUUCCUCUCAAACCAAAAUAGCAAAGACCAGGAAGGGGAAGACUUAGGAAACAUAAAGUUGGCAUUAGAUGUCUCAAGAUCCACAGCUUCCCCAGUACUCCUGGAAUUGCUUCAGUGCAAGAGCAAGGAACUCUUUGAUGAGGUGUUUCAGCCAAGACCAGAAGACGGCGAUGUGAGUGUCUUCUGCUAUGCAGAGUUUAAGCUUAGACUGAUGGGCUAUUCAUGCCUCAUCCCUGGAUUCUCCACAUUACUGGCAAACCUAAUUUUGCCAGAUAGGGUUGAAGAUAUCGCCAGUCAGACCCAUGACUCGGUGAAAUGGGAGAAAGAAUACAACUUUGGCAAAACCUCCCUUAUCUGCAAUACCCGUUUGUCUAAGUGUUUGAAAACAUGACAUUGUAUGAGGCUGUUGA